Aspergillus brunneoviolaceus CBS 621.78 is the source of this 642-nucleotide messenger RNA. RefSeq lists its product as uncharacterized. The transcript is spliced from 2 exons. NCBI's taxonomy places the organism in Eukaryota, Fungi, Ascomycota, Eurotiomycetes, Eurotiales, Aspergillaceae. The record is from RefSeq and is a predicted model, not a curated record. Bases 1 to 465 code for a protein of 154 amino acids.
AUGAGUAAUGUGAUGGUGAAGCGCCGAUCGCCAGGUGAAUUGCUCGUUGGGUUCAUCAUGAGCAGUCACCGGCAGAAGGGUCGCGGCCAGGAGCAGGAUAGCUCCGAGAAUGUCAACUCUGGGAUAGUCAUCCCGGCGCGUCUCAGUCUUCAGGAUGCGGCCACGCUGGGUGUCGUCGUAAUCACCAUCGGGCAAUCGCUUUAUCAGAGCCUACGGCUGGCUCUUCCUCCAUCCUCUCCUCCAUCUUCUCCCCCAUACCAACCUCUCCACCACAACACAUCCUCAUAUAUGGGGUUCGACCGCGGUCGGCAUCGUGGCGAUCUAAGCUCUCCGACUACACGGUGGUCACGACUUGCUGACUGCGCCAGCAUGAGUCCCUCGUCCGGAGUUGCGGCGCCGACCAAGUCUUCGACUACUGCGACCCGGCCCCAACCAGAUCCGCGAGGCAACACGGCUGUUGGAUGAGGGGACCAUUGUUCCGCACCCCUUGUGGUUUUGGGCAGGGGGCUUGCCCGGGGUGAUUCCGGGGUUACAUGCUUUGCGGGAGGGGAAGACGGUUCGGGGUUGUAAGUUGGUGUUUGACGUUGAAGAGCAGAGCCGAUGAAGAUGAAGAAGAAGAUGUUUGUAUUGUCAGAACGGUGG